This is a messenger RNA of Ctenocephalides felis (cat flea), 2321 nucleotides long. Its product is annotated as ATP-dependent RNA helicase SUV3 homolog, mitochondrial-like. The transcript has 14 exons. Gene Ontology annotation, biological process: RNA catabolic process; mitochondrial RNA 3'-end processing. The coding region runs from base 36 to 2270 and encodes 744 amino acids. Gene Ontology annotation, molecular function: hydrolase activity, acting on acid anhydrides; RNA helicase activity; ATP binding. NCBI's taxonomy places the organism in Eukaryota, Metazoa, Arthropoda, Insecta, Siphonaptera, Pulicidae. The record is from RefSeq and is a predicted model, not a curated record. Gene Ontology annotation, cellular component: mitochondrial degradosome.
UUUUUUAAUGUCAAUAGACCAGUGCAUUCAAUCAAAUGUUACCAAUUCUUUAUAAAUCAUUAAGAUGGAGAAGUUCCAUGAGCAAAUUUUUACAAACAGUAGAUUUUACAUUAAUUACUAACAGAGGCAAGAAAGAUGAUUCGAAUCUUUCUUCACUUUUUGUACCAGUACCGGUUAAACCAAAUCCUGAUGAUAUUAACAUUGGAGCUGAAAUUAGUGGACAGUUAAAUAAGGCUGAUUUAUUAAAAGUUUUAAAUAAAUUUUACCAAAGAAAGGAAAUUAAACAAUUGUGUUUAGAAAAUGGCUUGGACAAUUAUUUACAACAUCAGGCCUAUGUUAGUUUUAGACGCUAUUGUUUAGAAGCUGAAGCUUUGCCAGUUGAUUUUCACAUAGCAGUUAGUGAUGUAUUGCAAGGUGCUGGUCACGUUGAUGACAUAUUACCAUACUUCCUUAAACAUGCACGAAGAAUGUUUCCGCAUUUAGAGUGCAUGGAUGAUCUUAAAAAAAUAUCAGACUUAAGAACACCUGCAAAUUGGUACCCAUCAGCAAGAGCUAUAAAUCGCAAAAUAAUAUUUCAUGCCGGUCCAACAAACUCAGGCAAAACAUAUCAUGCUCUUGAAAGAUUUAUGAAUGCUAAAUCGGGUGUGUAUUGUGGUCCUCUAAAAUUACUUGCCACUGAAGUAUUUCAUAAAUGCAAAGAAAGAGAAACGAAUUGCGAUUUAGUGACGGGCGAGGAAAGACAAUAUGCAAAAGGAGAAGAACCUAGUGACCAUGUUUCUUGCACCGUUGAAAUGACUUCAAUUAACACACCAUAUGAGGUAGCAGUUAUCGAUGAAAUUCAGAUGAUUAAAGAUCCUGGACGUGGCUGGGCUUGGACAAGAGCCUUUUUAGGUUUAGUUGCUGAUGAAGUACAUGUUUGUGGAGAACCAGCUGCAAUAGAUUUAAUUAGAGAAUUGUGUACAACUACUGGUGAAGAUCUAGAGGUUAGAAAUUAUAAAAGACUUACGAAUCUCACAGUAGAAGAUUCAGCUUUAUGUUCCUUGGAUAAUGUACAACCUGGUGAUUGUAUAGUUUGUUUUAGUAAAAAUGACAUAUAUUCGGUUUCAAGAGCAAUUGAAUCUAGAGGUCGAGAAGUUGCAGUUAUAUAUGGUGGUUUGCCUCCUGGUACUAAAUUAGCGCAGGCAGCAAAAUUUAAUGAUACCAAAAAUAGUUGUAAAAUUAUGGUGGCAACAGAUGCUAUUGGAAUGGGACUGAAUCUGAGUAUUAGAAGAAUAAUUUUUUAUUCUUUAAUUAAACCGUCUGUAAAUGAGAAAGGUGAAAAGGAAAUGGAUACAAUAUCUGUUUCACAAGCCCUUCAAAUAGCAGGUCGAGCCGGGCGUUAUGGAACUCAAUGGGAGCACGGGUUUGUUACUACAUUAAAACCUGAAGAUUUAUCAACAUUAAAAUCGUUGCUUGCCUCCACACCAGACACAAUAACACAAGCCGGACUUCAUCCAACUGCAGAUCAAAUAGAACUUUAUGCAUACCAUUUGCCAAAUUCAACAUUAAGUAAUUUAAUGGAUAUUUUUGUAUCACUUUCUACAGUGGACGAUUCAUUAUAUUUCAUGUGCAAUACUGAAGAUUUUAAAUUUUUGGCCGACAUGAUACAACAUGUUCCACUGCCUUUACGGGCGAGAUAUAUCUUCUGCUGUGCUCCUAUAAACCGGAAGAUGCCAUUUGUAUGCACAAUGUUCCUUAAGUUUGCAAGGCAGUUUUCAAGAAAUGAACCUUUAACAUUUGAUUGGUUGUGCAAUCAUUGUGGAUUUCCUUUUGCGCUUCCCAAAACAAUUAUUGAUUUAGUUCAUCUAGAAGCUGUUUUUGAUGUUAUGGAUUUAUAUUUAUGGUUUAGUUAUCGUUUUAUGGAUUUAUUUCCUGAUGCUAAUUUAGUUCGGGAUACACAAAAAGAGUUAGAUGCCAUCAUUCAACAAGGUGUUUUCCAAAUAACACGUUUACUUAAAAAUUCUGAAAAUGUAAUAAGCACAAAUACUCCUGAUGAAGAUUCUAUAUCAAUUAAUCAUAGAAGAAAUAAUUAUUUAAGAGAACCAUCUUCACCAAAUGUUGGCAAGGGUCGUUUAACCGAAAGAUUGCUGGCUCAAGGAUUACUCACGCCUCACAUGUUACAAGAAUUAAAAAAGGAGUGGCAAGGUUCUGCAGAUAAAGGCAGCUCAUCACAAGAUAAUAAUUCUCCUCUUCUUGACAAAAAAGGAAAACGAAAAAGACGGACAAAGUAGGUUAAAUAUUACAUAGUUGUUACAGAUUGAAGUAUAAGAUUUAAUAGAUAA